Messenger RNA from Cylicostephanus goldi, 186 nucleotides. NCBI's taxonomy places the organism in Eukaryota, Metazoa, Nematoda, Chromadorea, Rhabditida, Strongylidae. The record is from the annotation of a GenBank genome assembly.
AUGACCACGUACUGGCUUCUCGAUGCUGAAGGCUAUGAGCUUUCCGAUGAUGAUGACGAUCGCGAAGAGCCGGCGCUUGAUCCGGAAAUCUUCCCCAGAAAUCCGACCUUCAGGACCAUGCGUGGUUCUGGAUUCGGUCAGCGGUCCCUCGAAUGUGAUAUUUUGACCUUGCCUGUUGCUAUUUGA